Messenger RNA from Seminavis robusta, 1178 nucleotides. Lineage: Eukaryota; Bacillariophyta; Bacillariophyceae; Naviculales; Naviculaceae. The record is from the annotation of a GenBank genome assembly.
CAGUAAGGCUGUAUCUUUGAUUUUCACAACGUCAUCGAUUGAUAUCAUUGGAUCUUUGUCCCCGACGACGACAAUGGCACUCACUCAUCAGGGGCUCUUGAUGAGAACGCAAAGCAAAUGCCGACCCACAAUACAAGUGACCAUCGUCAUUGUAUGUACUUGGCUAUCGUAAUACUUGAUUGAUUGAUUGAUUGAUUGACCAUGGUAUCGUCUUGGUUGUCCAGAACGACCUCAAGAUUGCUCUUGCUGGCUCUGCUAUCCGCCACAGCAACGGCCUUUGUCUCUCCACCCCCAUUAGUCUCCACCAAAUCGGUACUACAUGUCCUAAGAGCCUACUCGGACGAAGUAGGUCCUUCCGAUUACGACAGUGACGACUUGGCCAAACAGAAACAAGUCGAAGUCGAUGAAGACGAAGACGACGCCGAAAUCCGAGACGCGCUCAAACGCGAAUUACUGCUCCUUUCGAGUGUCACCAAUCGCGGCGAAUGCGCUUCCAAAGAUGAAAUCAACAUUCUCAUUGACUUGGUGACACAACUCGAGGCACUCAAUCCGACGGCCAAUCCGGCGAGUAUGUGCGAAGGAGAAUGGUCGUUGUGUCUCUCAUCGACGCAACUGUUUCGGAGCAGUCCCUUUUUCCAAUCCCUCCGAGUGGCCAUGGGAGAUGCCCAAAUGGCCAAUAAUGGAUUCGAAUUGCACGAUCGGGCUACCACGGGAUCUCGCAUUGGACGCGUCCGACAAACCAUUACUAGUGACACGCUUGUCAGUGAAGUCGAAUUGGAAGUUGGGUUCGUUCCAGGAUUGCCCUUUCGCAUCAAGGGAACCGUCAUUACCACGGCAUCGUUGCAAGUGGCCGCCAGUGAAACGUGGGAUUUGACCAUUCAAACCAGCAAAGUCACGGGCAGUAAUGUGCCCCUCUUGAAUCAAUUCUUGGACGAUGCCCAGCUGACGCUGCCCGUGGGAGAUAUCUACAAAACCAUUCAACAAGGGAGUAUUCCCGUGGUACAAAUGAAAACAUAUUACGUGGAUGAAGGAAUACGAAUUACACGAGAUGUCGACGACAACUUUUUUGUAUUCUCGAGGGCGUAAUCAAUCAUUACUAUUAAGUGUUACUAACAAAGAUAGUGGUAGUAUUUUUUUAAAAAUGAAGCAGAUAAAUAAUAACCGGCCAGGCAACACUA